AUGGCGCCCCAGCGGCCCAUCCUCACGUGCGUGCUGGCGGCCGCGGUGGUGGCCCUGUGCCGCAGGGGCGCCGGCUUCGUGGGCUCGCCCACGCCCGCCUGCCGGCGCGGCGAGCGCGUGGCCGCGCGCGUGAGCGCGGAGUACCUGGAGCGCUGCGGGCCGAAGGACGCGGAUGUGGCGUUCGACGCCUCGGCCGCCAUUGGUCCGGGCCCCACCGUCACCUACAAGAAGCGCCCCUUCGGCAUCCUGCGCUACCAGCCGGGCAACGGCAUGAAGGGCGCGAUGGCCAUGGAGGUGAUGCAGGUGUCCCGGUACCCUGGGGAACCUCAGGGCCAGGCGUUCUCCGCCGGCGUGUCGGGCGGCAUGGUGGUGAAGUCCAUCGUCGGCGCGGAGGUGUUGACGGAGGACUUCGGCAAGAUCAUGGACCGGCCCGACGACGAGGUGGCCGACCCGCGCUUCUCGAAGUCCACCGCGCUCGCCCUGGUGGUCUACGCGACCGUGCCGGGCUACGUGCACGCGGGCGCCGAGAUGAAGGCGGACGGCCAGGAGCACGAGCUCCGGGCGCACGCCUACGUCGACUGGCCCGCCGCUGCUCCUGGCCGGCACCGCGGCUACCGCUGCCGCGACCAGCGACGCCAGCACUUCCACGACGACUGCCACGACCGCGGCUACGACGGCGACGUCCCAUCCCACGACCAGGCCCUCCCCCACUUCCACGCAAACUACCACACACUCCACUGCGGCUACGACCAGGGCCACGACCGCUGCCACGACCAUGACAACGACCAGCGACGCCUGCACUGCCACGUCGACUACCACGUCCGCGGCUACGACGCUUACGACCCCUCCCGCGACCAUGAGUACUCCCACUGCCACGCCAACUACCACGACCUCGACCACAACCACGACCCGGGCCACGACCACUACCGCGACCAUGACCACGACCAGCGACGCCUGCACUACCACGCCGGCUACCACAACCGCGGCUACGACGCUCAUGAUCCAUCCCUCGACCAUGUCUACUCCCACUGCCACGCUAACUACCACGACCUCCACUACGACCGCGACCAGGGCCACGGCCGCGAGCAUUCCUACGGCGACGAGGGAGACUUUGACGCCAGUUCCGAGGGCGACCCCAGAGCCAGCUCGAGGGGCGACACCAGCGCCUACGCCGGCAUGAACGCCAGCGCCGACACCAGCACCAGCGCCAGCAUCGACGCCAGCGCCAACGCCCGCGCCUACGCCGACACCAACGCCAGAGCCUACGCCACCGUCGACGACACCACCGACGACAACGCCAACGCCCGCGCCUACGCCGGCAUGAACGCCAGCGGCAGCGCCAGCAUCGACGCCAGCGCCAACGCUCGCGCCUACGCUGGCACCAACGCCAGAGCCUACGCCACCGUCGAGAACAGCACCGACGACUGCACCAACGCCGGCGCCUACGCGGGCAUGAAUGCCAGCGCCUACACCAGCACCAGCGCCAGCAUCGACGCCAGCGCCAACGCCCGCGCCUACGCCGACACCAACGUUCGGUACGGCGUGCCAGCGCGUCCUCUCAAGUUCGAGAGCUACAUCUUUCAAGUAGCAGUGGCAUUCAGGGUCUUCCAAGGCGUCCG
Molecule: messenger RNA, 1619 nt
Organism: Prorocentrum cordatum
Lineage: Eukaryota; Dinophyceae; Prorocentrales; Prorocentraceae
Source: the annotation of a GenBank genome assembly